Molecule: messenger RNA, 1113 nt
Organism: Alternaria alternata
Lineage: Eukaryota; Fungi; Ascomycota; Dothideomycetes; Pleosporales; Pleosporaceae
Exons: 1
Coding region: 1-1113 (370 amino acids)
Source: RefSeq, a predicted model, not a curated record
AUGUCGUCCCCGCCUCUUCCGACGCCUUCAGAUUCAGAACCACCUGCCGCUCCUCAAUGGGCAAGGACGAUACUUCAAAAUCCUUCUCGUGGACGAUCAGAAAGUUCACCUUCACUUAGCCUUCAACCUCAAUCAACUUUGAUACCUCGAUUAGAAAUGCUACCAGAAAGUCGUUCUUCGAGUCCUUCCUCAGAAGCAGCGAUACUACACCAAGAUGAUAUUCUCUCACCUUCGAUGGACCCACGUCAAGAUGAGGCUAAUACACAAGGCACAACGCUACGUAGUCGUCUUGCACGUCUCUCGAGAAGUGAGCUAAAUUUUGUAUUGCGCGAGCUACUAUCACGCCCGGCUACUAGGCCAACCGCACCCCCGCCUUCGGACAAUACGCUACUCUCGACCCCUCCCGAUUUCAACGUCUUCCUAGACAAUAACCUACUCCCUCUAAUGCCCACACACCCCCUCUACCCACCGCUAGGAACAACAUGCGGAAUCUGCCAAGACCCCUUCCACGAGGCACAUGCUCCCGUACUGAUCGUCAAGGCACAAGGAUGUUCCGGGCAUGUAUUCGGCUACCAGUGUCUGCGCAAGUCUAUCUCAGCAGACACAGCAAAUAGCAACAAAUGCCCACUGUGUCGGACAACGUGGUUUGAAAUAUCGAGGCAACAUCUGACAAGAUUGGCGAUCGUAUGGGGAAGGAUAGGCCAGGUGGAAAACAGGGUCAUUAGUGACAUCGAAGACGCUGAGAAUGACGCUGAGAGGGCUAGGUCAGCUAUCGAAAUCAACAUGAGAGACUCCGUGCCUAUUCUAGAGCACGAAAUGUUGAUUGCUAGAGGUCUAGAGCACGAACUGUUGCUUGCUAGGGACUGGGAGAUCGGGAUGGCACUUGCACUUGCGAGGGCCCAGGUGGCCGACCUUUCGGUGGUUGGAGACAUGGCUCAUCGGAUGGAAAUGUUGCUUGCUGGAGAAAGAGAGAGAGACAGCGAGAUGGCAGCGGCGAUUACUAGGAUUCACGCGACUCUUAGGCCUAGUCCUCGAGGGACAUUGCUUAUGGCAUGGCUUGUCUUUCUGCAUGUACUGUUAUUCGCCAUUAUAGCAAAAGGGACAUGGGGCUAG